Meira miltonrushii is the source of this 1894-nucleotide messenger RNA. RefSeq lists its product as uncharacterized. Gene Ontology annotation, cellular component: nucleus. Bases 256 to 1614 code for a protein of 452 amino acids. The record is from RefSeq and is a predicted model, not a curated record. Gene Ontology annotation, molecular function: protein dimerization activity; DNA-binding transcription factor activity. NCBI's taxonomy places the organism in Eukaryota, Fungi, Basidiomycota, Exobasidiomycetes, Exobasidiales, Brachybasidiaceae. The transcript has 2 exons.
UUUGGUGUAAAUGAAUUUUUCACUUGCGCGGCGUGACCUGAAUGAGAAUAAACCACCUGACUCCAUCGCCACCCUCAUCCAUCCUCUCACGUGUAAAGAGCGCGCCCCCUUCGUAUAUCUCCCGCGUAAAGACAAAUCACGAGGACCUUUUCAAUUCUCCAGAGCUUAAACAAAGAAAGGAGACCAACACGACAAAAAGUGUUACUUUGACAAAAUUGAACGAUUCAAUUCGAUAAGAAAAGACCUAAUCACAACAUGGCAGGAACACCACCACCUCCUCAAGAACACGAACAGCAAAACGCUGCUGAGACUGCUGAACAAGAAGUCGACCCUGCUAUCCAAACAGAUAUCGAUCAAGGCCAAGCCGAUGAUAUGGAAGCUGCUGCCGCUCAAGGUGGUAUGGAUCGUGAUGUAAACUCGAUCCUUGCAAAUUUGAAUCAAGAACAAUUGGCAAGCAUCGUAGCAGCUGCUCGUGCUUCCGAGGGAGGAGCAAAUGGAGAUUAUUCCAACACAUCAGGCGUGGAUGCAUCUAGCAUCUUGGCAGCCUUGCCUCCCCAUCUAGGUCAAGCUGCUUCUGCUCUCACCUCUUUUGCCUCUUCCUUUAAGCGUGAUCAAGAUGAAGGAGAGCAUCGUGAAGAUGGCAAUGGCGAAAACCAACAAGUCGAGCACGGUGACCAAGGUGAGCAUCAAGCAGAAGGUCAUGCAGAGCAAACAGGCAAGAAAGGAGAAGAACUCAAGCAUGACCAACAUCAAUACGAUGAAACCAAUCCUGAUGACUCUUUGGCCCAAACCACGGAGCCUCCAGGAGAUCAAACUACGGACGAUUACCGCAACGAGAAUGCCACGCAAGCUGCCAUAGCUGCAAUGGAAAGCUUAGCAGCUCAGACAGGUCUUGAUCUACAAGAUCAAAAUGGCAAAGGUCGUGCAAAGCGUGAUACAGGACCAGAAGCUGAACGACUGCGUAAAGAUCAACACAAAGAAGUUGAGAGAAAACGUCGUGAACAAAUUAGUAAUGGUAUCACUGAGUUGGGCGCCAUGGUGCCUGGCUGUGAUGCGAAAGGUAUCAAUAAAACAGCUAUUAUCAAUUCUGCCGUUCGUUAUAUCAUAGAAUUGAAAGAGAACGAAGCAAGCAAUAUCGAAAAGUGGACUUUGGAGAAAUUGUUAAUGGACCAAGCAAUGGGCGAUCUCAAUGCACGAUUAGAAGCACACAAGAAGGAAUUGUCAAGAUUGCGUGCUGAAUUAGGCCUUCCUGACGAACCACUUGACGAGCCAGAACAUCUACAACAAUAUACAGAUGAAGAAGGAGAAGUAGAGCAACACCAACAACAGAACGGCGAACAAAUGGAAGGCAUGGAAGGAGGAGAAGAACACCAAGAGGCUAACAAUGAAGCGAUUGACCCUAACCUCGACCCUUCGGCCAAAGACGGUCUCGCUGAUGGAACGGACGGUGCUGAAGGCGUGGCAGUAGAAGGUACAGAGGGAGCGAAUGAUAACAAGACAUUUGCUGGAAAAGAUCCCAAGGUGCAUUUACGAGAGGAAGACGAUGGCGUGAAUGCAACCGCUACCACACAAGAAGAUGGCGGAGAUCGUGCAAAGCGUAGUCGCAAUGUCUAAAUUAUACCCUCCGCUAGUUGCUUUCUUGCUGUCUUAAUUAUGUGCUAUUUCUAUAGAGCUUCGUAUUUGUAUAAUGGGAUGUACCUAAAACUCGUUUCCCUCAUAAUUUAUCAUUUUGGCCGAUUCUCUUGAUGUGAAGUCUGUGUGAGUCACUUGCUUAUGACGAAGAGGUCAUGGUCGUGGGAAUGGGCCUAUCUGCAAAGAGCACGUGUUUGGUUCAGCUGUGCUCCAAAGACUGCCCAUACGCCUCGCGUUUUUAUACUCAAAAAAGAUGAAGAGA